AGGGCGGGGGUGAAUAAUGUUGUCUCACACCUUCUCACUUUUAGCGAAAAGACAACAAGUUACCUUCGUCCAUCAUCUCUCUCCCUCUCUCUCCCCCACUUUGAGUCACAUCUCGCCGCCUCGACUUGCGCGAUACAGUCGCUCUCCGCCGGUCCAAGCGGAAGCGAGGCCGCCAUUUUUAUUUUUUUCCCCCAACCAGUCAAACUUUUUGCUGGCUAGCCGUCGGAAGCUAGCAAGGGGCGAGCGGGGACGGAAGCCCCCCGCAAUGAGCGCCCUCGACCCCGCUCCACGUCCACCUCGCGUCGGCUUAAGGAGGACGUAGAGAGACGGCGGGAAGAAGGUUGCCGUGUUAGCAUCGGCUAACGUGUUAGCAUCGGCUAACGCGCUAGCCGAGCCGAAUCCGACGCUUUGAUUUCUCUGAACGGAGCCCCGCUUCUCCGGGAAACACCCCACCGGCACCACUUCUCAACCCUGCGUGGACUCGUCGCCCUCCCCCCCAGAGCCCGCCAACUCCCGCAGAUGACUCUCCGGCUGCCCCGGCAUAGCUCAGCACCCGCACCGUCCCGUCCCGUCUGCGCGGGCGACACGGCGCCCCUCUAAGCAGGAUGCCGUCCUCCGUGCGGGCGGGGAGCCUGAGGGAUCCGGAGGUGGCCGAUCUUUUCUUCAAGGAGGACCCGGAGAAGCUCUUCUCCGACCUGCGGGAGAUCGGCCAUGGCAGCUUUGGCGCCGUCUACUUUGCGCACGACGUGCGCACCAACGAGGUGGUGGCCAUCAAGAAGAUGUCGUACAACGGGAAGCAGUCCAUCGAGAAAUGGCAGGACAUCAUCAAGGAGGUGAAGUUCCUGCAGAGUAUCCGCCAUCCCAACAGCAUCGAGUACAAAGGGUGUUACCUGCGGGAGCACACGGCUUGGCUGGUGAUGGAGUACUGCUUGGGCUCCGCCUCCGACCUGCUGGAAGUCCAUAAGAAACCUCUGCAGGAAGUGGAGAUCGCCGCUAUUACCCACGGUGCACUGCAGGGCCUGGCCUACCUGCACUCACACAACAUGAUCCACAGGGACGUGAAGGCGGGGAACAUCCUGCUGACGGAGCCCGGGCAGGUCAAGCUGGCAGACUUUGGCUCCGCCUCCAUCGCCUCGCCCGCCAACUCCUUCGUGGGGACGCCGUACUGGAUGGCGCCCGAGGUGAUCCUGGCCAUGGACGAGGGCCAGUAUGACGGGAAGGUGGACGUCUGGUCCUUGGGCAUCACCUGUAUCGAGCUAGCCGAGAGGAAGCCUCCUUUAUUCAACAUGAACGCCAUGAGUGCCUUAUACCACAUAGCGCAGAAUGAGAGCCCCACACUGCAGUCCAGUGAAUGGACUGAUUACUUCCGGAACUUUAUCGACUCUUGCCUUCAGAAAAUCCCGCAGGACAGACCGCACUCUGACGACAUGCUGGGUCAUGCAUUUCUGCAGAGGGAGCGUCCGGAUUCAGUUCUGAUGGACCUCAUUCAGAGGACCAAGGACGCCGUGCGUGAGUUGGACAACCUGCAGUACCGCAAGAUGAAGAAGAUCCUCCUCCAGGAGACCCACAACGGACCAGCACCGGAAGCCCCCGAUCCGGACGAGGAGCUGGAGCCGGGCGGCGGGCGCACCGGCACGGUGAACAGCGUGGGGAGCAACCAGUCCAUCCCCAGCAUGUCCAUCAGCGCCAGCUCUCAGAGCAGCUCCGUCAACAGCCUCAACGAAGCCGCGCAGGACAGCCGCAGCGAGCUGGACCUGAUGGAGGGAGACCACACCGUCAUGUCCAACAACUCCGUCAUACACAUCAAGCCGGAGGGCGAGGAGGUUCUCCCCGGGGAUCAGGCGGCCGGCGCUCAGCCGUCUGAGCCUCAGGCCACCGCAGUUCAGCCCACCCGUAGGCGGGAGCGCGACAAGCACUUUGCUACCAUCCGCACAGCUUCACUGGUGACGCGUGAGAUGCAGGAGCACGAGCAGGACUCUGAGCUCCGGGAGCAGAUGUCGGGGUACAAGCGCAUGCGGCGGCAGCACCAGAAGCACCUGAUGGCCAUGGAGAACAAGCUGAAGGGCGAGAACGACGAGCACAGGCUGAGGCUGGACAAGGAGCUGGAGAGCCAGAGGAGCAACUUCACCCAGGAGAUGGACAAGCUGCUCAAGAAGCACCAGGCCUCGCUGGACAAAGACCUGAAGACGUUUGCCAACGACGAGAAGAAGUUCCAGCAGCACAUUCAAGUGCAGCAGAAGAAGGAGCUCAGCAACUUCCUGGAGUCUCAGAAACGAGAGUACAAACUACGCAAGGAGCAGCUCAAAGAGGAGCUGAGUGAGAACCAGUCCACUCCCAAGAAGGAGAAGCAGGAGUGGCUGUCCAAGCAGAAGGAGAACAUCCAGCACUUCCAGGCGGAGGAGGAGGCCAACCUGCUGAGGAGACAGAGACAGUACUUGGACCUGGAAUGUCGACGCUUUAAGCGCAGGAUCCUCAUCACCAGACACAACGUGGAGCAGGACCUGGCCCGGGAGGAGCUGAACAAGCGUCAGACCCAGAAGGACCUGGAGCACGCCAUGCUGCUCAGACAUCACGAGUCCAUGCAGGAGCUGGAGUUUCGCCACCUGGCCACCAUCCAGAAGGCUCGGGCCGAGCUGAUCCGCACCCAGCACCAGACAGAACUCACCAACCAGCUGGAGUACAACAAGAGGAGGGAGCGCGAACUCCGCCGCAAACACUUCAUGGAGGUCCGGCAGCAGCCCAAGAGCCUCAAGUCCAAGGAGCUGCAGAUCAAGAAGCAGUUCCAGGAGACGUGUAAGACCCAGACCCGGCAGUACAAGGCCCUCCGCAACCACCUGCUGGAGACCACUCCCAAGUGUGACCACAAGGCGGUGCUGAAGAGGCUGAAGGAGGAGCAGACCAGGAAGUUGGCCAUCUUGGCCGAGCAGUACGACCACUCCAUCAACGACAUGCUCUCCACGCAGGCGCUGCGUCUGGACGAGGCUCAGGAGGGCGAGUGUCAGGUCCUGAGGAUGCAGCUUCAGCAGGAGCUGGAGCUGCUCAACGCCUACCAGAGCAAGAUCAAGAUGCAGACGGACGCGCAGCACGACAAGGAGCGCCGAGACCUGGAGCAGAGGGUCAGCCUUCGCCGGGCCUUGCUGGAGCAGAAGAUCGAGGAGGAGAUUCUGACGCUCCAGAACGAGCGCUUGGAGAGGAUCCGCUCCCUGCUGGAGCGCCAGGCCCGGGAGAGCGAGGCCUUCGACUCGGAGUCCAUGAGGCUGGGCUUCAGCAACAUGGUCCUCACCAACCUGGCCCCCGACUCGCAGGGCGGCUGGGGGGGAGGGGCCGGCGGAGGCCACAGCGGGGCAGGACACUGGCCCGGGGGCGGCGGAGGCGGCGGCCAUCACAGUCAUCAUCAGCAGCAGCAGGGCGGGUCCGGCUCCCAGCAGCCUUGGGGUCCGCCCAUGAUGGCCGGGGGCCCGCCCCCUUGGAGCCACCACCAUCUCCCCGCAGCGGGGGGCCAGAGGGCGGCUGGCGCGGGAGCGGCGAGGAGCAGCCCGCAGGCUCUGAGGAGGACGUCCGCUGGGGCGAGGAGUGACCAGGGCAUGAGCAGGAGCGCCAGCAUCACCUCCCAGAUCUCCAGCUCCUCACACCUGUCCUUCACCUAGCAUCAUGCUAGUGUCAAAUAGCAUUCUUUUACCGCCAUGUUAGCAUCAACAUGCACACUGUAGGCAGCAAGUGAAGAAGCCCCACAUAGAAAAACAACAAAGCCACGUGCUAAUUUGCUAGUUAGCCAAGAAUGAGUUGGUGCCAAGCAUUGUGUGGACAGGAAGUGACGUCACAUUAGGUUGGAUUUAAAAAAAGCUGCGCGCUAAUUUUAUACGCUGGACAGGAAGUGACGUCAUGUUGGGGCAGAUUUUUUUUUUUUUUUUAAAAGCCACGCGUUAAUUCUUCUAAGUAGCUGAAAAUGAGCUGUUGCCGAGCAUUGCGUGGACAGGAAGUGACGUCACGGUGGGAUGGAUUUAAAAAAUAAAUUAAAAAAAGCCGCGUCCUAAUUUGCUAUGAGCUGGUGCCAAGUAUAGCGCACGCUAGUUAAAGAGGAAGUGACGUCACGUUGGGAUGGAAAAAAAAAAAAAAAGCAGAGUCCUAAUUUUUAUCUAAUUUUUUUUUCUUCAUUUUUUUAUUUGUAUAAUUUGUUUUUUUGUUAAUUUUUUUCUUUAUUUUUUGUAUUUUAUUUUAUUUAUUUAAAAAAAUAAUUUUUUUUUAA
Molecule: messenger RNA, 4246 nt
Organism: Entelurus aequoreus (snake pipefish)
Lineage: Eukaryota; Metazoa; Chordata; Actinopteri; Syngnathiformes; Syngnathidae
Product: serine/threonine-protein kinase TAO1-like
Exons: 21
Coding region: 606-3647 (1013 amino acids)
Biological process (GO): protein phosphorylation; execution phase of apoptosis
Molecular function (GO): ATP binding; protein kinase activity
Source: RefSeq, a predicted model, not a curated record